Molecule: messenger RNA, 3884 nt
Organism: Leucoraja erinaceus (little skate)
Lineage: Eukaryota; Metazoa; Chordata; Chondrichthyes; Rajiformes; Rajidae
Gene: wdr37
Product: WD repeat domain 37
Exons: 15
Coding region: 145-1683 (512 amino acids)
Cellular component (GO): preribosome, large subunit precursor
Molecular function (GO): protein binding
Source: RefSeq, a predicted model, not a curated record
CGCGCAUGCGCAGCCAGCCCAGGGGGCGGGGCGGGGGGUCCACCGCUGACCUCUGACCUCUGGCGGCGGCGGCCCGGAGCAGGAGGCGGAGGUUGGGGAUGUCGUGUUGAAGAGGGGACCAGGUGAAGAAAUCGCCAGGAAGUGAUGCCUGUUGAAAGUGGAAGCAGUGCAACUGCACGGCAGGUGAAACAGAAACGAAAAGCUCACACAAUCUCUAUCAGGAGAACAAACAGCACUGAGCAGGAACGUGUCACAUCACAACGCGACAUGCUGGAAGGACAGGGAGCGAUGAUGUCGGCUGUCUGUGAGGAAGUCUGUGGGCAGUCAGUGGAGGAUUCAAAAUUGCCACCAUCAAUUCGGCAAACGUUGCUGGAACUAUUUGGACAGAUUGAGCGUGAAUUUGAAAAUUUGUACAUUGAAAAUAUUGAAUUGCGAAGAGAAAUUGAAACCUUGAAUGAUCGCUUGACAGCUGAAGGCCAGACAGUAGAUGGGGGAGAUUUGAGCAAAGGACAGUUGAAGGCAAAAGCCAGUCACAGUACCAGCCAAUUAUCUCAGAAACUGAAAACAACUUACAAGGCCUCUACUAGCAAGAUUGUGUCAAGUUUUAAGACGACAACUUCUAGAGCGGUCUGCCAGCUGGUGAAAGAGUACAUUGGACACAGAGAUGGAAUUUGGGAUGUCAGUGUUACCCGCUUACAGCCUGUGGUUCUGGGCACAGCAUCAGCUGAUCACACUGCCAUGUUGUGGAGCAUUGAAACAGGAAAGUGCCUCUUGAAAUACGUGGGUCAUGCAGGGUCAGUGAAUUCAAUCAAAUUCCAUCCUUCAGAACAGGUGGCUCUCACAGCAUCAGGAGAUCAGACAGCUCAUAUCUGGCGAUACAUAGUGCAACUGCCCACCCCACAGCCUGUAAUUGACACAAAUCAAAUGUCUGGGGAGGAAGAAGUUGAUUUCUCAGACAAAGAUGAAGCAGAUGGAGAUGCUGAGUUGCCGAGUGAAAGCCCUACAAUCAGAGUUCCAUCAACUACACUCAAGAGUCAUCAGGGCGUUGUCAUAGCGGCUGACUGGUUAGUUGGAGGCAAACAGGUGGUCACUGCAUCCUGGGAUAGAACUGCAAACCUGUAUGACGUGGAAACUUCAGAGCUGGUGCAUUCUCUGACAGGUCAUGACCAAGAGUUAACUCAUUGCUGCACCCACCCCACUCAGCGCCUUGUGGUAACAUCGUCACGUGACACCACUUUUCGUCUCUGGGAUUUUCGAGACCCUUCGAUCCACUCAGUGAAUGUCUUUCAGGGUCAUACGGACACUGUAACAUCUGCUGUCUUUACUGUGGGCGAUAAUGUUGUAUCUGGCAGUGACGACAGAACUGUGAAAGUCUGGGAUCUCAAGAACAUGCGAUCUCCAAUAGCAACUAUUCGCACUGACUCAGCAGUCAACAGGAUAAGUGUUUCUGUUAGUCAGAGGAUUAUCGCACUUCCUCAUGACAAUCGUCAGGUUCGACUAUUCGACAUGUCAGGAGUACGUUUGACUCGUCUCCCCCGCAGUAAUCGUCAGGGUCAUCGGCGUAUGGUGUGCUGCACAGCAUGGAGUGAGGACAACCCCACAUGCAACCUCUUUUCUUGUGGUUUUGAUCGCCAAGCCAUUGGUUGGAAUAUCAAUAUCCCAGCACUUCUGCAAGAAAAAUAAGAUACCAUCAAGUGUUUCGGGAAAGACUUUAAAGAACUCCAUUCUUUAUCGUCUUACUAUGUUUCUAUUGCUAUUAAUGCUGUGAGUCUUCCAGCUAAGAAGAGUGUUGUGUGAUUGAUGUUAAAUGGCUUGACAUGCACAAUCCGCAUGUAUUGCCAAUGAAAAACUGCUUGGUUAAUAAACCAAUCUUGUAUGCAACUGUGCAUUUAUUAUAAAUAUUUCUUUGGUUUGUAAUUUAUGUGUCUGUGCUGGGCGUUAGAACUUGUUGACCUACUCAGAGCAAACCUUUAAAUAGUUUCACUGAAGUUAUAGCUGGAUACUGUCGCAACAUACGCAAGGCAUUUUUGUUUGGGAAAAAAUAUGAAACUGUGCUAAGUGUAAAUUAUGUGCAAGUUAUAGUAGUGUUGUUACUGAAAAUUCUACAUUUUUGCCUUAUGGCCUUCUGGAAAAAUUCACGGUUGGUAUAUAGCAAUUUUGACACAUCACACACUGAGGUGUUAUUCUUUAGUAGUAUCUGACAAUCACUUUAUUGCCAUGCAUUUGGAGAUAUGCAUUAGGUUUGUUCUCUAAUUUCAGCAGUGUCUGGAAUUUAAAAAAAAAAUGUUUCAGCUGUCACAUGAGUUGUUGGUAGUGUGCAAUUGAUAGAUGUGUAACUUAAUGUGAUGUAGAUAAUCAUGUGAUACCCUUUAUGGCUAGACCCCUUUAUGUAUUUGUCAAAGUGCACCCUGAUAUGGAAAGACUGCUGUUAAUUUCUUUUUGUAAGCAGUUUAUUCUAAACUUUGUGAUACAAGCUGAUAUUAAAUCCACAGACAGGUCCCUACCUCCAGCAUGGGAAAGGGAAAAAAUGGUUAGUGAUAUGGAGAUGUCAGGAUGCUUCAGAAAGAUCAGUAAAGUGCAGAAAGAAUAAUUCUGGUUAUGAAUGCUGUACUGAAUGUAAACACUUUGGUUGUAUGUGCAGAUCAUAUUUUAGUGUCUCUUGCAAUGACUAAGACAUUUGAACAUAAGUGCUGAUUAAGUUAAAUCAUUUAGAACCAAAUAUCUUGUAGGUUUAACAUGUUUGCAUAUUUUUUUUACAGUUAAGUACAACAAUGCUAGUUUUAAGUGAUUUAACCUACAGCUCUUUAAGAGACCAAUUACUACAGUGCCAUCCUUUGCCUGGCUUGCAAACCAGUUUUAUUAACCUUCAUUGGUACCCAGAGUUACUUGGAAUAAUCAGGUAUGGAUUUAAUUAUAAUGAAUUUUCUUUGAUUAAACCCAAAGAUUAGUGUUAUUUCAGAACUCCAAUCAAUUAACUGCAUAAUUCUGUCCACAUCUGCCAAUGCACAAUCUGGUGUUGUGAUGUUGGCUUUAGAGCAUUUAACGAAUGUCUGUUGUUACAGACAAAGUUCAUAAUGCAUUAAUGCUAACACAGGAGAUGUCCCCCCCCCAGGGAUUCGACAGUACUAUUUGAGUGGUUUGUUUUUCAUAUCUGCAAAUGAAUGGUUGAUGCUGAAGUCCACACAUGGAACUUCCUAUGAAUAGAUCAGUAGCAGGAUGCCAAGUAUGGUUAUGAUAACAGAACAAUAUAAGGCACUUUACAAGUACACCUCUGGGUAUUUUAUUGUUUAAGCAGCAAAUUGUUUUUGGCUAAACUGUAGGGCAUCCAAAAUGAUCAUCAUUGCUGUUCAGGCUUCUUAAUAGAAGUUUUUGUUUCCAUUUCUUCAAUUUACUGGGUUAUUUUUGGUAAUUCAAUGAAAAUGUGGUUAUUCAUUUCAUUAAAGAACUAAAUACGCAUAUUAUAAAUCACAUUUUAAUGCUCUGGGACUAUUGUUUCAAAUGCAGCACAGAAGUGUGACAACAGCUUAUGAGCAAGUAGAAUAUAUCCAGAUAUGACCAUAUCAUUAUUCAUGAGCAGUCAUAGAAGCUACCAAGGGUGUUUCUACAGCAGAAAAUAGAUUUGUUGCAAUAAAUUGCUGAAUCAGACAGUCAAUGAGGUUUCUACGUUGAUCUACUUGGAUUAUUGGCAUGCUCAUUUUUGUAAAGUUUGUUCAAAAUUGCUGCAUUGUGAAACAUGGGAAAAGUUGUCUUUCGUAAGAUUAAAAAUUAGUGCAUUACGUUUAGGGGAAAAAAAGACAUUGUACAUGUUUCAUGCACCAUAUAGUGUUUUUGCAAGUCUGUAUUUAAAUUUGAAACAACUGCGGAAUUAAAGGUGAAACACACUG